Molecule: messenger RNA, 1956 nt
Organism: Spinacia oleracea (spinach)
Lineage: Eukaryota; Viridiplantae; Streptophyta; Magnoliopsida; Caryophyllales; Amaranthaceae
Product: zinc finger BED domain-containing protein DAYSLEEPER
Exons: 5
Coding region: 182-1687 (501 amino acids)
Molecular function (GO): protein dimerization activity; DNA binding
Source: RefSeq, a predicted model, not a curated record
GUCCAGUAUUCAUAGGUUAAGUUACCAUUCUUACCGAGCACACUUUAAAACACUCCCUAGUCCCUACUCAGUGCUCACUCUUGUUUCUCACUCUGGGUUUCUUCACUCCCAUUCUCGCUCGGAAAAAGCAGCCAACGGCCACCCAACCAUCGGUUUCAGACGAUAAAACCCGUACUUCCCUAUGGCUGGCUCAUCAAAUUCCAAAAGAAAUCAGCGCGCAAGUGUUCCUUUAAGUUCAGUUCCUGGCAAUACCUCAGCAGGUGGAGGAAAAUUACCUUUGAAUGAGGAUCCUAUUUUUAAGGAGAAGAUGGCAUUAGCUGUCAUAAGACAUGGUUAUCCAUUGACAUUCUUUGAGGACAGACGAAAUCAAGAAAUGAUGGCCUAUCUAAACCCGAAUCUCAAACCAUUAAGUAGAAAGGAGACGGUAGCUAACUGUUUGGACGUGUUUGAAAAGGAGAGAACCAAGCUUAAACAUGCUUUGGGGAGUAUUCCCGGUAGAUUAUGUUUGACAUGCGAUAGUUGGGUGGAUCCUUGUACUCGUGAGUACCUUUGCCUGACAGUGAAUUAUGUGGAUUCUAACUGGAAACUACAAAGCAAGUUUUUGCAUCUUGCCCGCUUGCCUUUUCCCAGGGAUGCUUCUAUCUUGCGAUCAGAGGUUUACAAUCUGUUGUGCAAGUGGGGAAUCGAGAAGAAAGUAUUUUCAAUCACCUCUGAUAGUAGAAGGUGUGGUGAUACUGUACAAGACAUGUUAAGGGAUUUCCUUAAUGAGCAGGAUGGAGCUUUACUUUGCAAUGGAGACUAUUUACAUGUUCGUUGUGGGGCUCAUUUCAUGGAUCAAAUGGCUCAAGCGUGUUUCAAGCUGAUUGAUAGACCAAUACGCAAUAAGCUUCUGAAGCCUCUUAAUGACAUGGCAAAUCUGUUUCUACGCACUGAACACCCAACUGCCAAUUCAUACUUUAUCAAUGUUCUGAAUAUUGGUCUUGUCCUUGUGGACGCAUUGGAGGAUAAAGACCUUGAGAUCAGUAACUUGGCACGAACGUUGAAGAGUGAAUUUGAUGUGUAUUGGGAUGCUUGUAAUGAGGUUCUUGCCUUGGCUAUAAUAUUUGAUCCUCGCUACAAACUCAGCUUCGUCAAGUUUUGUUAUGAGAAGUUAGACAAGGAAAGUGCAGAGAACAGGUAUUUGUGCACCCGUAGACGGCUUGAUAGGCUCUUCAAAACCUACAGUGAUCAAGUGUUUGCAUCACAAAUGAAUGAAAUGAAAGAUGAUACUAUCAGGGAAUUUGAGAUAGAAUGCAGAGAGAAGGAAUAUGACUCAUGUAAGUCAAGUCUGAAUGUGUACUUGAAUGAACCGAGUGUCAGCUGCCAGAAAAAGAUGGAUGUUCUCUCUUGGUGGAAAGAAAACGAACCUAGUUUUGGACAAGCUCUAUCUCUUAUGGCAAGGGAUAUAUUAAGCAUUCCUAUUACCUCGUUUUCUAAAGAUUCAGUUUUUGGCAUGGGAUACAGAGUUGAAGACAGAUUGACAUCUAACUGGUCAUCUGACUGUGCAGAAGCGCUAAUAGCUACCCGAAACUGGUUAUUCGGGUACCCAGUUGAUGAUGAGUCCCCUCCUGGAGGACUUAAGGGCCUUGAGCAGCGAUUUUGGCGCACCGCAUGUGAGGAAGAAUCAGAUUCAACUUUUCAGAAGUGAAAUUGCAACCUUUUAUUUGCAGUUCUUUUUUUUUUUAAUACCGAUAUAUGUGCAUGCUUUUGCAAUCAUAGAAUCGACCAAUCCAGAACUGUUAACAAUCUGUAGCAACGUUAGUACUAAUAUAGGUUUUGAUGAUCACCGUUGUCCGUUGAUCAUAGCAGGUGGUUUAUAUGCCGCGUCAAACAGCCGAAGACUGCAAAUGUAAUGGUUAAAAUUAACGUGUUGUAUCUGUAUGGAUGGUGUUAUAUUUAGCUUUAUGUUCACCCUGA